UAAAGUAAGUUCAAUAGAAUGCAAUUACCAGGCAUUAAAUUAGUUACAUUUGAUGUAACAAAUACAUUAUUAAGGUUUCACAAACCUCCUUGGGAACAUUAUGCUGCAGUUGCACACUUAUAUGGUUAUAAAGAUAUCAGAAGGAAGCGAAGAAUUAAUAAAAUUAUUAAAACAGUCUGAUAUUACAAUUGGAGUAAUAUCAAAUUUUGAUCCACGUCUUCAUGAAAUACUUUUCAACCUUAAUUUGAAUAAGUAUUUUGAAUUUAUAAUAACUUCAUAUGAGGCUGGAAUUAGUAAGCCAGAUAAAAAAAUAUUUCAAAUUGCUCAAGGAAUAUGUAAGAAAUAUAUUGACUCAUCGCAAUGCCUUCAUAUUGGAGAUGAUAUUACUAAUGAUUACCAUGGUGCUAAAGAAGCUGGAUGGCAUGCUUUACUUGUAACAAAUAAGCUUAAACAUCUAGAAUCACAAGUAUUGGACAAAACAUUUUUAAAUUUAAAAGAGUUGUGUGACAAAAUGGAAAAAAAUGAAAUUAGUUUAUGAUAAUUAAGACUGAAGAUUUUUAUUAAUAAAUAUAUUUAAUUAGCAUUGA
Nymphalis io (European peacock) is the source of this 587-nucleotide messenger RNA. RefSeq names its product rhythmically expressed gene 2 protein-like. Lineage: Eukaryota; Metazoa; Arthropoda; Insecta; Lepidoptera; Nymphalidae. The coding region runs from base 101 to 538 and encodes 145 amino acids. The transcript is spliced from 2 exons. The record is from RefSeq and is a predicted model, not a curated record.